GACUGACUCCUGGGUCUUUUGAAACGGUAGAUUCAAAUGCCGUGCUGUGAAGAUUUUCCAUCUCUUUUAGGCGUACAGCAUAUCGGAAUUUAUUUCUGAAAAUCUGACAUUGUGUAAAAUAAAAAAGGAUUUCAGUGAGCAUGAGUGAUUAGGUGGUUAGAAAAGGAUAUUCUCAGGGGAAGCCUGACAUUGCCAAUGAAAAAUAAAGUUAGAGUGGAGGUAACCAAGGCUAGCUAACAAUGAAUUACAAAAAAUCUGUCUCCCUCUGCUCACUUCAGUCACUGGGAUAGAGGUAGACUGAAUUAUGGGGUCCUGAUUGUGCAGACGACGAUGCAUGGUGUGUUUCACUGCACCAUUGCUUCUUUGUUGACCUCAUUUUGUAAAGCUGAGCAGAUUCUUCCCAAGGCCAAGUGGAAUGAAAAAGACACACUGUCAACAGCAAAACAGGUCAAAGGCAGAAAUGACUGUGAGCACACAAAAUUCAUAUGAAAUAUUCCAGAUAUCAUUUAUUUCACUGGCAGAGACACACUUUUUUUUACUUUUAAUCAAAGAGUCCCUCACGACAUUACUCAUCGUGAUAUUAUAGAUGUCGUUUUGAGAGGCAGAGCUCAAUAUGUGAAACAUAUGAAGUGCGAGGAGUCAUCAGUUUCUCCUUCAGUAUGAGAGAGAUAGUAGUAAAAAGGUCUCUGAUGGAUUGACAUUAUGGUGAGUGGCUGAACUUCUGACAGCUGGCUGCUCUGUUGUGGCGAAUGAGCAGCGGCUCUGUCAGCUGUCGGUGUCAGCAGCAGCCAGUUCUCUCUCUACAGAGGUGUUGAAGCAAAGCAUAACGCACUGAUCAGCUUUAACUCAGCGAGACUGCAGCUGGGAAGCCUUGGAUAGGUCCUCACAGUCAUAAUAUUAAUUUAAAGCUUCCUCUCUCUUUUUUCAAGAUGAAAUAUAAAGAAAAUAUUUCUGUAAGUUAUGUUUGACUGCAGUUAAUGUGCACAUUGUACUGCAGGUUAAGUAAAUAUUUCUCUGAAAGAAGAAUAAAGACUUUGGACUUUGUGUUCAUCUUAUCAGUGGCAGUAGUAUGUAGAUAAAGCUGUAAACCAGCCAAAUUACACUUGUAAAUAUUAAGUGUCACGGCUGAAUUGCACUUCUUUACGCUAAACAAACUCAAGACCCUGAAAAAAUAAAAAUCAUCAUCUUGAAAACACUCAAGGACCUCUCUGAUGAAAAAUAUCCUUCACAAGGAACUGCCACAAUCCAUCAAUGUUCUUGGAGGAGUGUUGCAUAUACUCCACAACAAUCCGUGUCAUCUGGAGAUGUGUGUUGACUCCUGGCCUACAUUCACUACUGCUAUUUGUUACCGUCAAAAUCAGCAUUUCAGCAGCAGUGGAUCUGGGGUGAUUCCUGACACCUGCACCGUCUUCACCAAGAACCCAGAAGCUCCGAGAAGUCUGCUGCUUAAUGAGAGAGUCGUAAACUGGAUGAAUGGACUCAUAUUCAGAGGUAUUCCAAGCUCACAUUGUCAUCUCAUUAAAGAAUUCGCCUCUCUCAGUGGGCUUGAUAUCACAGAAUAUGGAGGUUAUAACACUUUCAUCUGCCACAGCCCGAAGAAUAUGGACUGGCAGGAGAAGGUGUUGCCGCUGCCAAUUUCCAUUCUGGACGAAUCCCACGCAGAGCUCGUCGACACACACUUGCCCAACCAUGUGAGAGCCUGUAUCCGCCAUCUGCCAAACCACUGUGUGACGGACGAGCGCAGCCGGCCUGUGUCCUGGAUGCUGUCAGACAAGCUGUGUGAGCUGAGGAUGGCCUACACCCUACCAGAGUACAGACCGGCAGGUCACCUCCUGGCUCUGAGACGCAGGAUGAUCUCUGAGGGUCUGCCCGUCUACUGCCACGUCAACCGGCAGAACCAGGCCACCAUUAAUGCUGUGACCUCACUCGACUUCUGCACUUAUCCCAGUGCAGAGGUGUUCUCUGUACUGCUCAUAUGCAAGGACAGAGUCUGAGUGAGCCAAACUAACGACAAUAAAAUCUGUCGUAAGGUUGAAACCACACUGGAAAAGAGGUGUUUUAUUGUCAAAGUGGAAAAUGUAGCAAGUGAUCUCCUUGUUCUGUGAUUUCUGUUUCCCUGCGGUACUCGAGGGAUGCUCGCUUUAGAGAGUUUAGUCCAUUUCUGACAGCGAACUGCAAGUAGAGCGAACUCAAAAUAACAUAUUCUGUGGCUUAAGGGUAGAUUUGAUGAAUAUUCCAGCCAUUCUGCCCUUUUUACUGUAAAAAUGUCCCUCAGAUUGAAGUAAUUUUGCAAGGACAACUUCAGUAUGACCCUCUGGCGCGUGCGGAGGAAAAGACCCCCUAAUCUGCAGAUCACCCAAGGAGGCUCUCGUCCACCUGGGACCCCUCCCUGGAGGUGUGCUCUUCCACUGCUGAUUGCCUCACUGUGUUUUAGCAGCAAUGCACCAUUCAAGUCUGCAGGCAUCUUGACAAAUGAGUAGCGAUCUGAGCAGAGGGGAUACUCGUACUGCACCACACAUCCUGUCCCAUUCACAUCCCCCCUGUCCUGCAGUGGUGCACCUCUUUUAACUGACACCUUUUCCUUUCUCUAGAUCUUAAAGCGCUCUUCUCAAAGUCAAACAAGUACCAUAUACACUAAACACAUGCUUGCUGCUGACGCAUGUUCAUACAAAGACACAGCUAGCGAGAGUGAGUAAACACAAGCCUGUACAUUUCUGCUUUAUUGCUGCCUUUUUUACAUUUUUUUAAAUAGAAAAUGUGUUUUGUAUUAUAAACAAAAUUGGACAAACUCACAUGCAAUAUCCUUUCACAUGUAAUACUUAAAAUAAAGAGAGUUUUUCUUUAAUUUUGAAAUAUCAUAAAUGAUCAUAAUUGCAUGUACACUUGUAAACAGAGCUAAAACAAAUUAACAACUAUUUUGAUAAUAAUAAUAAACUUUAUUUGUUAAACACCUUUCAUACAAGAAAUGCUUUACAAUAAGGAAAUCACAUUAUAUGAAUAAACAGAAUUGACGUAAAACAGGGAUAGAGUGCCAUAAUUAAAUUUUAAAAUAUGCUGGAGAAGAAAACACACUUGAUAAUAAUUAAUAGUUAAAAUAAGAUGAAAAUAGAAUACAAAGACCGCAUAACAGGGAAAAUAAAAACCACUGAAUAAUUGAUCAUCUUUCCAGUCACUUUUAAUGCGAAAACGGUAAACAUUUAAUGUUCCAGCUUCUCCAGUGUGAGGAUUUGCUUCUUUUCUAUCAAUGUAAAUUUAAUAUCUUUUAUUUGAAGAAAUGUGAAUUCAUCACCUUUGGUUCUCAGGAACUGUGAUAGGCAUUUUCAUUACUUGACAUUAUAUAGAAUAAAUGAUGAAUAGAUUAAUUGAUGAUCAAAAUAAUGCCUUUUUGCUUGGAAAUUUUGUGUGUUAAAAUCUGUUAAAAUAUACAAGUAUGAUUAACAGCCUGGUAAAGGUUGACUAUGAGGUCAGUAUUCCAGGAUUGAAUGAUUUUCUAAACCUUGCUUUCCAUGCGCACUACUCCAAUAACUGAAGAUUAUUUUUAUCGUUGUCAAAAGAUUUCUGCUUUACAAAUGUGGUCUGCAGAGGUCUUAUAUUGCAAGCUGUCUACUGAAAUAUGAGAUGUCUCACCUACAGCAUCAAUCUAUUUGAGUGCUCAACCUCCAACAGAGGGAAAUAGGCGUAGGACGGUUUUUAAAAGAAACGGCAGCAGGAGCGUUUUAUGCCAGCUGCAUCGGUUGCAGAUCUUUACUCAUCUCAAUGCAGAUUUGUGAGUCAGCUAAGAGGCAAAAAAAAAUCCAGAGUACAUAAAGUACCUGACUGCUGAACUAGUUUUGUGGCUUCAUCAGUAUGUUGCCUGCAACUGCAACCAUCACUUGAGGACAGCAUCCACCCUCUGGUCCUCCUCAGAAACUGCAUCUCAGAACAAGUGAGGAGCAGAGUGUCUGACGCAGCAUGCGAUCAUUCACCUUGGCUGCGAGUGCUGCUCCGACUUGCCUUGGUGCAGCUGUCCACACAGAACCCCCCACCAACACCAUCCACCAUCCACCCCCACUCCCUACCCCCCCUAUAGAGGCAGCAGUGCACUCUGCCAGUCGUGGAGUGGGACGUACUAUCGAUCCUGCUGAAAUGAUGGUUUCUAAAAGGGAGGCAGUAAGCAUGUCUGCGCUCCCCUCCUCCACUGUGGAGGGGC
Molecule: messenger RNA, 4189 nt
Organism: Centropristis striata (black sea bass)
Lineage: Eukaryota; Metazoa; Chordata; Actinopteri; Perciformes; Serranidae
Product: glycine N-acyltransferase-like
Cellular component (GO): mitochondrion
Molecular function (GO): glycine N-acyltransferase activity
Source: RefSeq, a predicted model, not a curated record